Messenger RNA from Trichosporon asahii var. asahii CBS 2479, 1467 nucleotides. RefSeq lists its product as uncharacterized. The transcript is spliced from 3 exons. The coding region runs from base 1 to 1467 and encodes 488 amino acids. The record is from RefSeq and is a predicted model, not a curated record. NCBI's taxonomy places the organism in Eukaryota, Fungi, Basidiomycota, Tremellomycetes, Trichosporonales, Trichosporonaceae. Gene Ontology annotation, molecular function: antiporter activity. Gene Ontology annotation, cellular component: Golgi apparatus.
AUGUAUUCCGAAGGGAGGAUCCAGAGCGGGCCGCAGAGUGUAAACGGCGCGUCGGAUACAGGCAGCUACUCCCCACCGGACAGUCCCCAGCCGGUGACACCGAGCCAAGGCUCGCCUCCUUUCGCUGGCAUGAGCACGCUCACCAGUGCUGAAGACCGCAAGGGCGGUCACGACUCGACAGACGAUCUUGGCCGCGAAAAUGAGCGGAGACUACCCCCGCUGAGCAUCAACACGUCCGGACCCUCCGGAAGUGACUCUCCCCAUUCGUUACCUUCACCUUCUGCGCCACACUUUACAGGACGCGCUUUCUCGCCCAAGCAUGGCGCAUUCGCUUCAGGCUCAUCAGCGCACACGCUCGACGGAUACCGGGAACGGUCGGGCCAUCGCAAUGGUUCGGACGAUGGAUAUGGAAUCGAUGAGAAGGCAGACACGCCAAUCGUCAAGCCGCCAUCACCCUACGACCAGCCGUACAGCUCGCGGCCUCUGACGUCCAAGGGACUCGGAAUGUCGCCGGCGACGCAGAAGUGGUUCGAGUCGACACCGGUGUGGCUCGGGAUGUACUUCUUCUUCAACCUCGGGCUCACGUUGUUCAACAAGCUCGUCUUGGUCUCGUUCCCAUUCCCCUACACUCUGACGGGAUUACACGCCCUGUCUGCGAGCGCAGGAUGUUACAUUGCGCUGGAGCGCGAGAUGUUUGUGCCGGCACGCCUGACGCAGAAGGAGAGCAUCAUGCUGGGCGCAUUCUCGGUGCUGUACACGAUCAACAUUGCUGUCAGCAACAUUUCGCUCCAGCUGGUUACCGUGCCGUUCCAUCAGGUCGUCCGAGCCGCCGCGCCAAUGUUCACAAUGUUUAUCGCGGCACUUCUUCUGCGCCAGAAGUUUAGCGUGAACAAGAUCCUGAGCCUGUUGCCCGUCAUCGCGGGCGUUGGCUUUGCGACCUACGGGGACUACUACUUUACGACGUGGGGCCUGGUCCUGACGAUGCUGGGCACGUUCUUGGCCGCGCUGAAGACGGUGGUCACGAACAUCAUCCAGACGGGAGGACGGCUGAAGCUGCACCCGCUGGACCUGCUCAUGCGCAUGUCCCCGCUCGCCUUCAUCCAGUGCGUGCUGUACGGAUGGUGGACGGGCGAGCUGGACCGCGUGCGCAAGUACGGCGCGACGCAGAUGACGCGGGGCAAGGCGAUCGCGCUGCUCAUCAACGGCAUCAUCGCGUGCGGGCUCAACAUCGUCUCGUUCACAGCGAACAAGAAGGCAGGCCCGCUCACGAUGACCGUGUCUGCCAACUGCAAGCAGGUGCUCACAAUCCUGCUCGCCGUGUUCCUGUUCAACCUCAACAUCAACUUUACGAACGCAAUCGGCAUCCUUCUAACGCUGUCCGGCGGCGCGCUUUACGCCUACGUCGAAUACACGGAGAAGCGCCAGAAGAAGCAGCUUUCCUCCGCAAAGGGAGCUGAGAAGGCGUGA